CGCGCUUAUGCGCCCAAUUGUGCGCCAAAACAAGGAAGAUGUCGGAACCGACAAAGGGUGAGAUAUCUCAAGUAUUCAAGCGACUACGAGGGAUUGGCCCCAACAAAGCAUGUUUCGACUGCGGGGCCAGCAAUCCGACGUGGGCGUCAGUAACACAUGGAGUGUUCAUCUGUAUCGACUGCUCCGCCGCUCACCGCUCCCUGGGCGUCCAUCUAAGCUUCGUCAGAUCCACUCAACUUGACUCGUGGACUUGGCUGCAGCUGCGUGCCAUGCAAGUCGGUGGCAAUGCAGCAGCAACGGCCUAUUUCAGACAGCAUGGCUGCACGGCAAAGGAGGCCACAUCAGAAGUACAACAGUCGAGCAGCACAGCUGUACAGAGAGAAACUGGGCGGGUUGGCCUCGAGCACACAGAAGAAAUACGGCACUGAGCUACAUCUCCACGCGCCUGCCGAAGAGACGAUGUCCAAAGAAGACGAUUUCUUCGAAACUUCAUUGACAGAAACACCUUUUGAAGAUCUAUUCAUGGAUAUGUCCACCAUGUCAGUCUCCACCACUAAGACGAUGACAUCAUCUGAUGUCAGCGAUGAUGUCACUGAUGACAGUCGCCAGCCGACUGUUCAAGGGCUUCGAUCUCCAUCGUCCACUGUUCCACCUGCCUCUCUCAAACCUGAGCCAAAGAAUUCACUAAUAACUAAAAGGAAAGCUCCGGCCAAGAAAUCAGGGCUUGGUGGAGCUAGGAAGGGUCUGGGAGCUCAGAAAAUUCAGAAGAGUUUUUCCGAGAUUGAGCAAGAGGCAGAGCAUCUACGCCGAGACCAGAGAGCUGCUGAGGUGCUGGCGUCCCCAAUUGGUGGGGAGGGACCUGGAGAGAUGGGAUUUAGGGAGACAAAGAUGGCGGACCCCAACAAGGCCCGACAGGCUGAGAGACUGGGGAUGGGAGUGGGGAGAGUUGGGUCACAGAGCCACUCUGCAGCAGCUAGUAUGGCCACCAUUAGCCAGGUUGGACCAGUGCAGACUACGCAGAGUCGAGUGGAUGACCUCACAGCCCCUAGAUCUUCUCACAAAUACAGCAGUUAUGGAGCAGGGAAUGAGGAUUUCUUUGACAGUUUCUACCCUCCCAGCUACACUGACUACUCCAGUAGUAGCGGCUCGUCGCGAGGCGUGACAAGUGGCGGCAGUUCGAGGAGCUUUGGGAAGCACAGUGCCUUUGCAGACUCAGCCGGCAGCGAGCCAAAACCUUCGUCCAAAGUGUCCAGUUUCGGCAGUUUUCAGAGCGGAGGGAGUGACAGUAGCAGAGCCUCGCGCUCUAGCAAUAGACCGUCUCGUGGAGGACGCUAUUCCGAGGAGGCUCAGCAGAGAUUCUCGUCUGCCAAAUCCAUCUCUUCAGACCAGUACUUCGGGAGAUCUUCUGCAGAUGACUCGGAGGGUGGUGCUAAGUUGUCUCAGUUCACUGGAUCCUCAGCCAUCUCUAGUGACGACUACUUUGGACGCAAUCCCAAAAAAGACAAGGAUGCUGAAGGUCCGGACUUCUCCCAACUAAAGGAUGGCAUGGCAAACCUGGGUUCUAAGCUGUCUUCGGUGGCGAACAACAUGUUUGAAACUAUUCAGGAUCGAUAUAGGAAGUGACGCCACAUUUUUGACCUUUGAUCUACUGCACCUUUUUCCUGCUGUGACUGUUGCACUGAGCUCAAAAAUCAAAUGACUGUACUUUUUUUAAUGUAUUUGUGCAGGCACUGUAUUAUGUAACGGAGAAGGAUUUUUCGCGCAUGCGUAGGGGGGUGCUCCUCUGCGUGCUCUAAUUAUGCGACAGUUGUUUAGAGCUAUGCGUAAUUUUAAAAUGUCCACGUGGUAGUGUUGUGGAGUAUUUUGCAUCAUGUCGGCCGUAUCUCUUCUACUGAAGCGUCCAGGAUCAAGUGUUCCGUCGUCCGUACUGUAUUCUCUCAAGCUGAGAAGCCAAGGGCCAUCAGCAACCCGUAUUAGUCUCAGAAACUGUCUCAGACUUGACCCUUCUAAACGGGGUGAUAUCCCAAGUCUCUCGCGGGUUGGGCUGACCAAUAGUCCGAGGUCUGUUCGGAGACAUUUCAGCACCAGCACUGGACUCUAUAAUAACACUGGCUCAGCUGAGGAUGUUCAUACACCGGAUAGUUCAACCUUGCAAGCCCCGUCCGUUACAACUGAACCCCUUUUGUCCAGUAAUAGCGUCGAUCUGUCGUCGUUCGAAUCUCCGCUCCGGCAAAGUGGGCGUCGGAUGCGGCGGUAGACGUUCUCACAGAACUACCUCCACAGGGUGACUUGGCUUCUCUCGGCCUCUGUGCGAACACCCCAGUCGGAUUGCUUCAGUACAUGAUAGAAUCCAUUCACAUCCAAGCCAGUCUUCCGUGGUGGGGAGCUAUAGUGGCCAGUACAUUCCUCCUCCGUAUUGUCAUAUUCCCAGUUGUGAUGAAAAUCCAGAAAAACGGGGUCCUCAUGAACAACAUCAACCCGGAGAUACACAAGCUGAUGAAGAGACAGCGAGAGUACAAACAGAUGGGUAACAAGGCUCUAGCAGAUCAGUACAGCCACAAGAUAUGGAGUGUCUACCAGAAACACAACUGUAACCCACUCAAGAUGGCCGUAAUGCCGCUCAUUCAACUCCCACUGUUUCUCAGCUUUUUCAUUGCCAUUCGGCGGAUGGCUGCUGUACCAGUGGAGAGCAUGAAAACCGGCGGUGUUUUCUGGUUCACUGAUCUAACUGUGCCCGAUCCAUACUAUGUACUACCAGUGCUGGCCUGUGGGUCUUUUGUAGCUAGUAUUGAGUUGGGUGGGGAGACAGGAGUGGGGAAUCCCCAGACCGCACGACUGAAGAACGUGUUUCGACUGAUGCCGAUCAUCCUCAUACCAAUCACCGCAUCAUUCCCAACUGUAAGAACUGCCCCUAGCAAUGGGCUCUUCAUGUAUUGGCUACCAGCUUCAUUCAUCUCAAUAAGCCAGAUACUGUUACUGAAAAUGAAGAAGGUCCGUUUGUUUUUCGGUAUACCUCAAAUGAUCCAGCACCCACCUGAAGCCCAGGAACAGAGCAAAGGAUUCAUGGGUUACUUCAAGGAAAGCUACAACUCCAGUAUGGCCAUUGCUGAAGCCAAGCAGAGAAAUACAGACUCCAUGAAGAGAUACAAGCAGCUGAAGAAGAACCCUAGACCCAAACUCUAUGACAAACCUCCGCACUUGAUCAAACAGAGCGAAUAAUUGUGUGUGGU
Geodia barretti is the source of this 3230-nucleotide messenger RNA. The record is from the annotation of a GenBank genome assembly. NCBI's taxonomy places the organism in Eukaryota, Metazoa, Porifera, Demospongiae, Tetractinellida, Geodiidae.